AUGCAGAAUUCUGCUCAUAUGGAUGAGUACAGCAAUUCUAGCAAUGGCAAUGCAAGCAAUGAUUCUGAGGUAGCCAUAGAGCAGACCACUGAUUUCAGUACUGAGAUUAUGAAUGUUAUAGAAAUGGAACAGUCACCUGAUGGCUCUCCCAAUGUGAAUGAAGAAAAUACAGAGGAAAAUGAAAUUUCAAAUGUAGAACUACCAGUGACAGACACUGAAGCACAAUUUCCUCCAGAAUAUGAAAAGUUUUGGAAAGCUGUAGAAAAUAAUCUCCAAGAUUUUACUGGCUGGGUAUAUUUGCUGCAGUAUGUAGAACAAGAGAAUCACUUGCUGGCUGCCAGAAAAGCGUUUGACAAAUUUUUUACACAUUAUCCAUAUUGCUAUGGUUAUUGGAAAAAGUAUGCAGACCUUGAAAAACGCCAUGACAACAUUAAACAAUCAGAUGAGGUUUAUCGACGAGGGCUUCAGGCAAUACCUCUUAGUGUUGAUCUUUGGAUUCAUUAUAUAAACUUCUUAAAAGAAACUUUGGACCCAGAUGAUCCUGAGACAAAUAAUACAGUAAGAGGAACUUUUCAGCAUGCCGUUUUAGCUGCAGGAACAGAUUUCCGAUCUGACAGAUUAUGGGAAAUGUACAUAAACUGGGAAAAUGAACAGGGAAAUCUGAGAGAGGUUACAACAAUAUAUGAUCGUAUUCUUGGUAUUCCAACACAGCCCUAUAGUCAUCAUUUCCAGAACACGUACAGAAUAACACGUAAAGAACACGUACAGAAUAACUUGCCUCGAGAUCUUUUAACUAGUGAGCAGUUUAUUCAGUUACGAAGAGAACUGGCUUCUGUAAAUGGACACAGUGGUGAUGACGGUCCCCCUGGUGAUGAUUUACCAUCUGGAAUUGAAGAUAUAACAGACCCUGCAAAGCUAAUCACUGAAAUAGAAAACAUGAGACAUAGAAUUAUCGAAAUUCAUCAAGAAAUGUUUAAUUAUAAUGAGCAUGAGGUUAGCAAAAGAUGGACAUUUGAAGAAGGUAUUAAAAGACCUUAUUUCCAUGUGAAACCAUUGGAAAAAGCACAACUGAAAAAUUGGAAAGAAUACUUAGAAUUUGAAAUUGAAAAUGGGACUCAUGAACGUGUUGUGGUGCUCUUUGAAAGAUGUGUCAUAUCAUGUGCCCUCUAUGAGGACUUUUGGAUUAAGUAUGCCAAGUACAUGGAAAACCAUAGUAUCGAAGGAGUGAGACAUGUCUACAGCAGGGCUUGUAUUAUACAUCUUCCAAAGAAACCCAUGGUUCACAUGCUAUGGGCUGCUUUUGAAGAACAGCAGGGUAAUAUUAAUGAAGCAAGGAGCAUUCUGAGAACAUUUGAAGAAUGUGUUUUAGGAUUGGCCAUGGUUCGUUUGAGGAGAGUAAGUUUAGAACGACGACAUGGAAACAUGGAGGAAGCUGAGCAGUUGCUUCAGGAUGCUGUUAAGAAUAAUGCCAAAUCAAAUAAUGAAUCCUCAUUUUAUGCUAUAAAACUAGCUCGACAUCUUUUCAAGAUACAGAAGAACCUUCCAAAAUCAAGAAAAGUGCUCUUGGAAGCCAUUGAGAGAGAUAAAGAGAACACAAAAUUAUACCUCAAUUUACUUGAAAUGGAAUAUAGUGGGGACCUCAAACAAAAUGAAGACAAUAUUCUCACCUAUUUUGACAAGGCAAUACAUGGUUCAUUGCCUAUUAAAAUGAGAAUUACAUUUUCUCAGAGAAAAGUGGAGUUUCUAGAAGAUUUUGGUUCUGAUGUGAACAAGCUUCUACUCUUAAAGGAACAAGACUCUUUAAAAAGGAAAGCUGAAAAUGGGGCAGAAGAGCCAGAUGAAAAAAAAGUACACACAGAAGAUGCAAGUUUAGCAUCUACUCAGUUGAUAGAUGGAGACAUCCAAGCUAACCAAGCUGCAUAUAAUUAUAGUGCCUGGUAUCAAUAUAAUUACCAGAAUCCCUGGAAUUAUGGACAGUAUUAUCCUCCCCCGCCAACCUGAUGGAAAAAAGUAUUUUGAUUUCAUAAUUGGCAUUGUUGGGAGUUGGGGGGAAAUGCACAUUUUUUUAAUGAGGGGUAUAAACAAAGCAAAAUUUGAUAUUUGAUAACU
Molecule: messenger RNA, 2109 nt
Organism: Gracilinanus agilis (Agile Gracile Mouse Opossum)
Lineage: Eukaryota; Metazoa; Chordata; Mammalia; Didelphimorphia; Didelphidae
Product: pre-mRNA-processing factor 39-like
Biological process (GO): mRNA 5'-splice site recognition; RNA processing
Cellular component (GO): U2-type prespliceosome; U1 snRNP; commitment complex
Molecular function (GO): protein binding
Source: RefSeq, a predicted model, not a curated record